Messenger RNA from Rasamsonia emersonii CBS 393.64, 1890 nucleotides. RefSeq names its product Carboxypeptidase D. Gene Ontology annotation, molecular function: serine-type carboxypeptidase activity. Gene Ontology annotation, biological process: proteolysis. The transcript is spliced from 4 exons. NCBI's taxonomy places the organism in Eukaryota, Fungi, Ascomycota, Eurotiomycetes, Eurotiales, Trichocomaceae. The record is from RefSeq and is a predicted model, not a curated record. Gene Ontology annotation, cellular component: fungal-type vacuole. Bases 1 to 1890 code for a protein of 629 amino acids.
AUGCGAUCGUUUGGCAGCUUGCUCGUGGCAACUAGCCUGAUUCUGCAUAGAGGCGCAUGUCAAUAUUUUCCUCCAAAACCAGAAGGGGUGAGGACACUAAAGUCCAAAUUCCACGAUGGCGUUACGAUUUCAUACAAAGAAGUGGGAGUCCUUUCUGACAUCUCUACCAUUGCGUCCUGCGGAUAUAUUCAUCUACCGCCAGGCUCCUUGACCGAGAAAGGAGAGGCUCAGAACUACCCUAUCAACAUUUUCUUUUGGUUCUUCGAAGCCAGAAAGGAUGCGCGCAACGCCCCUCUGAGUAUCUGGCUUAAUGGAGGUCCUGGUAGCUCUUCUGCGACAGGCCUGCUUGCUGAGAAUGGUCCUUGCUUCGUUAAUCCAGACUCAAAAAGCACCUCCCUGAACCCCUGGUCAUGGAACAACGAGGUCAACAUACUCUACAUCGACCAGCCCGUUCAGGUUGGCUAUUCGUACGACGUAGCGACAAACGUGACAGUGGAUCGAAGUAACAUGGAUGACAAAGUGUCCGUGGCUGACUUCUCAGACGAAGUCCCUGAACAGAACAACACGUUCUACGUGGGCACAUACGCAAGCCAGCGACAGUUUUCUGUAACCAACAGCACCAACCAUUCUGCUGUCGCCCUUUGGCAUUUCGCGCAGACUUGGUUCGAAGAAUUCCCUCAUUAUAAACCUGCCAAUGAGAAAAUCAGUAUCUGGGCUGAAUCGUACGGCGGUCAUUAUGGACCUGCCUUCUCACGCUUUUUCAGCCAGCAGAACGAUCUCAUCGCCGACGGUACUAUUGAUGGCAAAGGAGCGCAUUAUAUCCAUCUCGACAUGCUUGGACUGGUCAAUCCUUACAUUGACGCGUUGAUCCAAGCUCCCGCGUAUGCUGACAUUGCCUACAACAACACGUAUGGCAUUGAAGCGAUCAAUUCCUCCACCUACGAACUUGCGAUGCAUAAUUGGGAGAAGCCAGGUGGUGUGAAAGAUUUCGUCCUAAAGUGCCGCGAUCUAGCCCGCCGUUUGGACCCGUACGAUUACGGCGACAACCACGAAGUCAAUCAAGCGUGCUCCGCUGCCGCUGAAGCCAUAGAGGAGAACCUCGUAGAGCCGUAUACAAACUUUAGCAACCGCGGUUGGUUCGACAUCGCCCAUCCAGCAAACGACCCUUUCCCCCCACAAUACCUUAAAGGCUACCUCAAUCAGCGACACGUACAAGCUGCUCUUGGUGUACCUGUCAAUCACAGCUCGUAUUCAAGAACGGUUGCCAAUGUCUUCCAGCUGACAGGGGACGAGCCCCGUGGCGGGUACCUCGAAGACAUAGCGUACGUGCUCGAUCACGGGAUGAGAGUAGCCCUUGUGUACGGAGACAGAGAUUACGCGUGUAACUGGAUUGGCGGCGAGCGGGUCUCCCUGGCCAUUCCGUACUGCAAGGCCGAGGCCUUCGCUCAAGCAGGCUAUGAGCCGAUUGUGGUGAACUCGACCUAUGUUGGCGGCCAGGUGCGCCAAUACGGCAAUUUCUCGUUCUCGAGAGUCUACCAGUCGGGACACAUGGUGCCUGCUUACCAGCCCGAAACGGCGUAUAGAAUCUUCAUGCGCGCCAUGUUUGGCAAAGACAUCGCGACCGGAGAGAAGGACGUGACAGAUGAUUUCGCGACGAAGGGGCCGGCAGAUACGUGGCAUAUCCGGAACGAGAUCCCGGAACCGCCGCAGUCGGAGUGCUAUAUUCUUUCUCCCGAGGGCUGUUCUGAGGAGCAGUGGGAGGCAGUAAAGAACGGGACGGCUGUGAUCAAGGAUUACAUUUUUCAAGGUUUUGGUGGAGAUGAUAUAGAGAGUUUUGGCCAUGAGCACGAACGUGAGGGAGUUUCUGAGCAGGUCCCCAUUAAUUUAUGA